AUGGCGGACGACACCGAAUACACCGAGUCUGAUAUCUGGGCAUCGCCCUCCCACGAUGCUCCGCUAGCUGCUCGUCCAAAAACCCCCAAAACCCCAAAGACACCCAAAACCCCGACGGGUCCCCCUGCAUCAGAGACUGUGAGCCGGGAUGAUCUAUUGCGCAGAGAGUUGGAGGGUGUCAGAAGUGUCAAUGAAGGCAUUGAAGGCCUGUUAGGCACGCUGAAUCGAGCGGGUGGCAAUAUGCAGGUUGUUGCCAAGACUGUCGCCAAUGCGUCAACUUUAUUGAACACGUGGACGAGAAUACUAUCGCAGACCGAACACAACCAGCGCCUAAUCCUUCACCCCGGAUGGAAAGGCGUGACCCAGGACUUGGCUGAACAAGAGGCCGAAGCGUUAGAAAAGCAGCGCGCUGCCGAGCGCAAGGCUGCAGAAGAAGAGCAAAGACGAGAGGAAUUGCGCCGACGAAGAGAAGAGGAAGAGACUGCUAGAAGGCUAGCUCCCUCGACUUCUAGAGGUACACGGGGUUUAAGAAGGACUCGGAGCCGCGGAGGAAUUGCUACUAGAAGUGGCACGACGGGAGGCCGUCUGCCCGAACCACCUACAUCAAGCUCAUCAAGAAGUCGCGGAACUUCAGGGAUAGGCCGUGGGAUACGGUCAACGCGAGGUCGCACACGGGCGACAAGAUGA
Messenger RNA from Metarhizium brunneum ARSEF 3297, 687 nucleotides. NCBI's taxonomy places the organism in Eukaryota, Fungi, Ascomycota, Sordariomycetes, Hypocreales, Clavicipitaceae. The record is from RefSeq and is a predicted model, not a curated record.